Molecule: messenger RNA, 2384 nt
Organism: Carassius carassius (crucian carp)
Lineage: Eukaryota; Metazoa; Chordata; Actinopteri; Cypriniformes; Cyprinidae
Product: dynamin-1-like protein
Exons: 18
Coding region: 160-2175 (671 amino acids)
Biological process (GO): mitochondrial fission
Cellular component (GO): cytoplasm; membrane; mitochondrion
Molecular function (GO): GTPase activity; microtubule binding; GTP binding
Source: RefSeq, a predicted model, not a curated record
ACAGCCUGCUGUAAAGGAGCAGAAAAUCAAAACCUCGAAACAUGUCAGUCUUCCCUUGACUAUAUGUUAUAUUUUAUAUAUUUCCAGCAUGACAGUGAGCGUAAUAAACCUCUGAUUGUGUAAUUCUGUAGAAGGCUCGACACAUCGCAUUACAGUAAGAUGGAAACUCUGAUCCCCAUCAUUAACAGGCUGCAGGAGGUUUUCUUCACACUUGGAGCCGAGAUCAUCCAGCUUCCUCAGAUCAUAGUCGUGGGAUCACAGAGCAGUGGGAAGAGUUCAGUACUGGAGAGUUUGGUUGGACGAGACUUUCUGCCCCGAGGCUCAGGAAUAGUGACUCGUCGCCCUCUAGUGCUGCAGCUGGUGAACGUGCCUCCACUGGAGGAGAGGCGCAAACCAGACAAUGGAAAUGGAGCUAAACAAAACACCCAAAACAAUUAUCCAGGUAUCAAAGCAGAGGAAUGGGGCACCUUCCUUCACUGCAAAAACCAGACUUUCACAGAUUUCAGUGAAAUCCGGAAAGAGAUCGAAGAGGAAACGGAUCGCAGUACCAAUAAUAAGGGCAUCAGUCGUGAGCCCAUUUACCUGAAGAUCUUUUCCCCUAAUGUACUCAGUCUGACAUUAGUUGACUUGCCUGGCAUCACUAAGGUCCCGGUUGGUGACCAGCCUGAAGAUAUUGAGACUCAAGUCCAAGAGAUGAUUCUGUCAUACAUCUCGAACCCCAACUCCCUCAUCCUGUGUGUUUCUCCUGCAAACUCUGACCUCGCCACAUCGGAUGCCCUUAAACUGGCACGAGAUGUGGACACAGAUGGUCGCAGGACGCUGCUGGUGGUCAGUAAGCUGGAUUUGAUGGAUGCGGGGACAGAUGCUCUGGAGGUGCUGUUGGGCCGGGUUAUACCCGUGAGACUGGGCAUUAUUGGUGUGGUUAACAGGAGCCAACAUGACUUGAACACCCAAAAGAGUCUCGCCGACUCCUGCAAAGACGAGCAGGCAUUCCUGCAGCGGUAUUACCCGUCAUUAGCCUCCCGCUGCGGCUCCCGCUACCUGGCUCGCACCCUGAGCCGACUGCUCAUGCAUCACAUCAGAGACUGUCUCCCAGAGCUCAAGACACGAGUCACAGUGCUCACGGCGCAAUACCAGUCCCGACUCCACAGCUACGGCCAGCCUGUGGAAGAUCACAGCGCCACCUUACUGCAGAUCGUUACCAAGUUUGCCAGUGACUACUGCAACACCAUCGAAGGCACUGCCAGGCACAUCCAGACCUCUGAAUUGUGUGGAGGAGCUCGUAUCUGUUACAUAUUCCACGAGACGUUUGGAAGAACCCUGCAGUCUAUUGACCCACUUGGAGGACUCACUGAGCUAGACAUUCUCACAGCUAUUCGAAACGCUACGGGUCCUCGGCCUGCACUGUUUGUUCCUGAGAUCAGUUUUGAGCUGCUGGUGAAGAAACAGAUCAAGAGACUGGAGGAGCCCAGCCUGCGCUGUGUGGAGCUCGUACACGAGGAGCUUCAGAGAAUCAUCCAGCACUGCUCUGCCUACAGCACACAGGAGCUUUUGCGGUUUCCCAAACUGCAUGACUCAAUAGUGGAGGUUGUUACCAGCUUACUCAGGAAACGCCUGCCCAUUACCAAUGAGAUGGUUCAUAAUCUAGUUGCAAUUGAGUUGGCCUAUAUAAACACCAAGCAUCCUGAUUUCACAGACGCUGCCCAAGUGUCUGCAUCUGUCAACAGCCAGCAGGCGGAGGCUGGGGAUGGAGGUAAGCGAUGGAAGAAUGAGAAGAUGCCUUCGGAGGAGAAAGGCCCUGUGCUGGGGUUUGGGAGUCCCAGUAAAGCCAUCAACCUGCUGGACACGGCCGUGCCAGUAUCCCGCAAGCUGAGCACUCGAGAGCAGAGGGACUGUGAGGUCAUCCAGCGUCUCAUUAAGUGCUACUUCCUGAUCGUGCGCAAGAUCAUCCAGGACAGUGUGCCAAAGACGGUGAUGCACUUCCUGGUGAACUUUGUGAAAGAGCAUUUGCAGAGUGAGCUGGUGGGUCAGCUCUACAAACAGCGUCUGCUGCAGGAGCUGCUCAUCGAGUCUCAGGAAACAGCUCAGCAGCGCACAGAGGUUGCACAGAUGCUGGAGGCGCUCAAGAAAGCCAGUAGCAUUAUCUCAGAGAUCCGGGAGACUCAUCUUUGGUAGCCAAACGUCCUCAUGAACAUUCAGUCCAGGAAAGUGUUUACAUGUUUGUGCGUGCUGUAUGUGUGAGUGUGUGAUAGAAGUCAAAUACACCAUCUGAAGAAAUGCAAUGCCUCUGCGAGCAUGAACAAUCAACAAAAUGUGUACAGUUUUACAAAUGCUCCUUAUUUCUAUCGUAUAUGCACUGAAUUCAUGUUUGAGGUCAGAAGUGU